Rhagoletis zephyria (snowberry fruit fly) is the source of this 330-nucleotide messenger RNA. RefSeq lists its product as uncharacterized. Gene Ontology annotation, molecular function: catalytic activity. Lineage: Eukaryota; Metazoa; Arthropoda; Insecta; Diptera; Tephritidae. The record is from RefSeq and is a predicted model, not a curated record.
AUGUCGACAUCGCACUCAUUUAGGAGCCCUGGGUAUGGAACACCGAGGUUAAUCGGAGGCUCAUCGGAUCUAACAACUACGAGACUCGAAGCGGAUGGUGGUACUAGCAUGGUCAUCGCCUCGUGCUACAUGCCACACAACGAGGACGCACUACCGGAUGUGAUUCGUUGUCUAGUGGUGAAUUUUCAAUCGGACAAUCUACUUAUCGGGUGCGAUUUCAACUCCAGGCAUUCGAUCUGGGGCAGCUCGGAAAUAAAUACUCGCGCACUCCUACGUUCACGUUUUCUAGCACCGCUGCCUUCAGGGGCUGGGAAGAAGUGUUUUACAUAA